Molecule: messenger RNA, 1888 nt
Organism: Electrophorus electricus (electric eel)
Lineage: Eukaryota; Metazoa; Chordata; Actinopteri; Gymnotiformes; Gymnotidae
Source: RefSeq, a predicted model, not a curated record
UUGCCGACGCACCGUCACGAUGGAUCCGAACGUCUCCGCCGGGGUUUUAUCGCACUUUUACGCUCUGGCGAAUUUCUCCACCUUCUGGAACUUCUCCCUGGACGACGGCGCGUACGGCGACGAGGCGCAGACCCCGGCGGAGUCGCAGCGGCCGGCGGUGAAAGCGCUGCUGGUCGUCGCGUACUCCGUGAUCAUCAGCAUCUCUCUGUUUGGAAACGCGGUGGUAUGCCAUGUGGUGAUCACGAACAAGCGCAUGCACUCGGUUACGAGUUUGUUCAUCAUGAACUUGGCCAUCGCAGACAUUCUUAUCACGCUGCUCAACACCCCGUUCACUCUGGUGCGGUUUGUGUACAGUACGUGGGUUUUCGGGAAGGCGAUGUGUCACGUGAGCCGUUUCGCCCAGUACUGUUCGGUGCACGUGUCUGUGUUUACGCUGGUCGCUAUCGCCAUCGACAGACACCAAGUAGUGAUGCACCCAAUGAAGCAGCGAAUGUCCUGCUUCCAGGGCAUGGUCUGGGUCAGCGUGAUCUGGGUGAUGGCCACCUGCUUCUCUCUGCCACACGCCAUCUACCAAACGCUGUUCCGCUUCGAGUUUGGGGACAGGUCUGUAAGGGUGGUGUGUUUGCCUAGCUUCCCCCGCCCCUCUGACCUCUUCUGGAAGUACCUCGACCUCGCUACCUUCAUCCUUCUCUACAUGUUACCUCUGACGAUAAUCUCCGUGGCCUACGUUGUCAUGGCGAAGAAGCUGUGGAUGCGGAACGCCAUCGGCGACGUGACACUGGCGCAAACGGUGGCUCACCGCAGGAGGAAGAAGAUGACGAUGAAGAUGAUGGUGGCAGUGGUGGUGGUGUUCGCCAUCUGCUGGUUCCCACUCAACUGCUACGUGGUGCUGCUGUCCAGCAGGGUGAUCCAGGCCAACAACGCCAUCUACUUCAGCUUCCACUGGUUGGCCAUGAGCUCCACCUGUUACAACCCCUUCAUCUACUGCUGGCUCAACCACAGCUUCCGCGCAGAGCUCACGUGGCUCCCCCUGGUGGGGCGCAGGGGAAAGGUCGUGGGCUGCCAGCAGAGGCCCACCUCCUCACCACCACAGCCCCGCCUCCUCACCACCAGAGCCCCGCCUCCUCACCACCAGAGGCCCACCUCCUCACCACCACAGCCCCGCCUCCUCACCACCAGAGGCCCACCUCCUCACCACCACAGCCCCGCCUCGUCACCACCACAGCCCCGCCUCCUCACCACCAGAGGCCCACCUCCUCACCACCACAGCCCCGCCUCCUCACCACCACAGCCCCGCCUCCUCAUCACUGCCCACCAGGAGCUCAGCAUCCGCUACACUGCUGCCAUCUUUCAGUUGCACUUUCCUGGGCUUCUCUGGAGUAAGAGGGUGAAGCCUGACAGCAGCCCCCAACAGGAACAGGCAGGACUGGUUGCCACUGGAGAUAGGCUGGAGAUAGGUUCAGUGGAGCUGACCAAUGAGUUGAGAGAAGAGGUGGUGGUGGAUGAUUGGCUGGACAUGUUGGCCGUGGCAACUUCCAGAAGCUGGAUUGGCAGACAAUGGCGCGGUGAGGCGGGACUUGCGUUGGGGGUGUGGCCACGCAUAUGGAAGGCGUGGGAGGUGGUGACACUGUCCGAGCUCACGGACGCACUCGACCACGACAACGCUGACCAUGACGACGCAUCCUCCAUUGCCACAGUGCCUUCAAAGGGCCACAGGUCUCUGUGUUUCUGCAAAAUCAACAGUGUGAUGAAGGCAUUCUCUUCAUCACCAAAGAUGGGCAGAGUACUCUAUCAGGAAGUGUAUGAGCGCUGCAACCUGGACACCAGCGAUGUCAAAAUGAUGGAAGAGAUGAGCACACUUACACCAGAAGGUCCUUCCAGCUUCUGA